AUGUCGAGUGGCUCCCCCCUUCUGGGAUCAUCAGACCAGCAUGCGAUAUACUACUCCUCGGUGGAGAACAAUGGCCAGAUGUACGACGACCACAUAGUCAACAUGGACGAUGAGAUCCUGGCCACCAUGGGCUACAAGCAGGAGUUGAGGAGAGGCUACUCCACCUGGGAGAUCUUUGGCAUCGGCUUCUCGAUCAUGGGACUACUGCCAAGCAUCGCCAGCACGCUGUCCAUGGGACUGGUGUGUGGUCCAGUAGGGCUAGUCUGGGGCUGGUUCCUGUCCGGGAUCUUCUUGCUCACCAUUGGACUAUCUAUGAGUGAAAUGGCGAGCUCACUUCCAACCUCUGGCGGCUUGUAUUUCUGGGUGUACCAUUUUGCACCGCGGUCAUGGAAGAUACCCAUGUCGUUCUUCAUCGGGAUAACCGACUCGAUGUCUCUGGUGAGUGGCCUGUGCUCUGUUACGUAUGGGCUGGCGGUGCAGAUCAUAUCGUGCCUCAACAUAUACGAUGAGACCAUUGAGUGUGGUGAAUCGCUGACUUUCCAGGUGUUUGUCCUUUGCAUCUUGCUCCAGACGGUGCUGACGUGUGUCUCGUCCUCGGCAUUGGCAAGACUACAAGGGACCACGAUUACCAUCAACUGCCUUAUGAUCUUGCUGUUUGUUGUUGUGCUUCCGUAUGGGACGAAGAAGAACAAUGGCUCGUUGAACGAGGUUUCGUACGUCUUCAAGCACUUCGAGAACGCAAGCGAUUGGCCCAAUUUAUGGUCUCUUCUACAGUUCGGUAUGAUGCCGGCAAUCUGGACAAUAGGCUCCUUUGAUGCAUGUGUCUACAUGUCCGAAGAGGCCCUCCACCCUUCUACUGCUGUUCCGAUUGGUAUCUUGGGCUCCAUAACAGCGUGCUGGAUCCUGGGGUUCGUAAUAAAUAUCGUCAUCUGCCUGUGCAUGCCGAAGGACAUUGGACAUCUCCUGAACUCCGAGCUGUCCCAGCCAUUGGCACAGAUCUUGCUGGAUAACCUGGGUAGGGAAUGGGCGCUGACGUUCAUGGUGUUGAUCUCAGUCGGGCAGUUCCUGAUGGGCUCGAGCGUUCUCGUUGCCAUAUCAAGACAGAUUUGGUCGUUUGCGAGAGAUGACGGCCUGCCCUUCGCAGACUAUAUCAAGGUGAUCAACGAAAAGCUGGCCACACCUAUAAGGGCCAUCUGUAUAAGCGCCUUAGUAUCCAUACUGCUGGGCACGAUUGUUCUCCUGGGGUCAACAGCGGCCAAUGCGUUGUUUUCGCUCUCCGUUAUGAGUACAUAUCUGGCAUGGGUCGCACCCCAGAUCCUCAGAUUCAUGACCAAGGAGUCGUUAUUCCUCCCCGGCAAGUUCUACAUGGGCCACUCGUGGUCAUUGGUGGUCAACUGGAUCGCGAUUGUCUUCCAGGUGUUCAUCAUCCUCAUGUGCUGCUUCCCAGACACCAUGCACGUCACCGCUGAGACCAUGAACUACACCAUCGUUGUCAACGGCAUCGCGUGGCUUAUCUCCGGCUGGUACUACUACUACCACAAGAAGCACGUUUACAAGGGUCCAAAGUGCAACCUGGAAGGCUUGGACGAUGAGGAGGUUGAGAUCAUAGAGGAGAUCAUCGAAGGUAUCUCUCCUGUGUACUUCAUCCACUCCCCCUUGUCCACCAUCAACGAGGAGAUCAAGGACGAGUUCAAGGGCAUCAAGCUGUACUCCAAGGAGUACUACUACACGUGCACGCUCGGUGGUAUCCUAGCGUGUGGUCCUACGCACAGUGCCGUGACUCCCCUUGACCUCGUCAAGUGCCGUCGCCAAGUGGAUGCGCACCUGUACAAGUCCAACUUGGAGGGCUUCCGCUCCAUCAUCAAGACUGAGGGUUUCGGUGGUAUCUUCACAGGAGUCGGUGCCACUGCGAUCGGUUACUCGUUCCAAGGUGCCGGUAAGUACGGGUUCUAUGAGUUCUUCAAGGAGCAGUACACCGAGCUGAUGGGCCCCGAGUUUGCUAAGAACUACAACACCGUUGUGUACCUGGCGGCCUCUGCGAGUGCUGAGUUCUUGGCCGACAUCAUGCUCUGUCCAUGGGAGGCCAUCAAGGUGAAGACCCAGACCACGAUCCCGCCUUAUGCCACCGGUGUUCUCGACGGCUGGAAGAAGAUCACCGCCGCUGAGGGCGUGGCAGGCCUGUACAAGGGUAUCGUUCCACUGUGGCUAAGGCAGAUUCCUUACACCAUGGUCAAGUUUGCAACCUUUGAGAAGGUUGUGGAGGCCAUCUACUCCAAGGUGCUGUCCCGUCCAAAGAGAGAGUACACUGCUUUGCAACAGACCGGUGUCUCCUUCCUCGGUGGUUACAUUGCUGGUAUCUUCUGUGCCAUCGUGUCUCAUCCUGCUGAUGUGAUGGUGUCUAAGAUCAACAACGAGAAGAAGGCCACUGAGAGCGUUGGUGAGGCUACAAAGAGAAUCUACGGCAAGAUUGGUUUCGGCGGCUUGUGGAACGGUUUGGGUGUCAGAAUCGUCAUGAUUGGUACCUUGACUGGUAUGCAAUGGCUGAUCUAUGACAGUUUCAAGGCGUAUGUUGGACUGCCAACGACUGGUGGCCACUAG
Messenger RNA from Williopsis jadinii, 2598 nucleotides. It is a transcript of the gene PIC2, whose product is annotated as Cu/Pi carrier. NCBI's taxonomy places the organism in Eukaryota, Fungi, Ascomycota, Saccharomycetes, Phaffomycetales, Wickerhamomycetaceae. Gene Ontology annotation, cellular component: mitochondrial inner membrane. The coding region runs from base 1 to 2598 and encodes 865 amino acids. The transcript is spliced from 2 exons. Gene Ontology annotation, biological process: mitochondrial phosphate ion transmembrane transport. The record is from RefSeq and is a predicted model, not a curated record. Gene Ontology annotation, molecular function: phosphate transmembrane transporter activity.